UACGGUCCGCACGCUCUUGGUGUCGGUUCGUUUGUUUAAACAUUGACUGCAAUCGAGUCGAGACGUUCACUUGUCUCUUUAACCAUCGGGAGUUCGGUACUGGGGUUUUUCUUUGGUUGCGUGGUCGGAGUCAAUUAAUUUUUAUUUUCAGUCGGUGAAGUACCCGGGUAAGGGUUGUUGGGGGGUUGGCGCAACUUCGCGCGUUUUGGCGGGUUUUUUUGUUUGAAAACAUUUUAUAGUUUUUGAUUUUUGGAUACUGGGAUAGCGCAACAUGGGAAGUUUAGUACGGUGGUAUAACAAUUUUGUAUCAGAACGUCAAGAUGAAUACACAAAAGAUUGGUUCAUGGUCGGCAGUCUGGGUAAACUUCUUUUAAUACUAGCUGGUUAUAUAUACUUCUGCACCAAACUCGGACCGAGACUGAUGAAAGAUCGGAAGCCCUUUAAACUGACACGGACUAUACAAAUAUAUAAUAUAUUUCAAGUAUUUGCCAAUGCUUUUUUAGUAUAUGAGGGUAUACAAAGUGGCUGGUUUACACUUUACGAUAUGAAAUGCCAACCAGUGGACUACAGUGAUUCACCAUCGGCACAUAGGAUGCGAAGAGCGGUAUACUACUACUACCUUAUAAAACUAACGGACCUCUUGGACACAGUAUUCUUCGUGUUAAGAAAAAAAUACAAUCAAGUCACAUUUUUGCACAUUUAUCAUCACAGUUUGAUGCCAUUUUGUUCCUACGUUGGAGUCACCUUUGUUCCAGGUGGACAUGGUUCCUUACUAGGAGUAUGUAACGCAUUUGUCCACGUCGUCCUAUAUAGCUAUUACUUCCUUUCUUCCUUGGGUCCUGAAGUGCAGAAGUAUCUUUGGUGGAAAAAACACGUCACUAAGCUCCAACUGGUUCAAUUUGUUAUCAUCCUAGUCCACAAUGUUCAAGUCCUGCCCAGAAAUUGCAACUAUCCAAAAAUCUUCAACGUCCUGCUAUCAAUCCAAGCUGGGUACUUCAUCUACCUCUUUGGCUCCUUCUACGUUAGAGCCUACAUAGAGAAAAAACCUCAAACAACCAUAAUCAAAAACGAACUUAAAGAAAAAGUGGAGGAAAAUGGCAACACUAUUAUCCCAAAUGGUAAACACCAAUUCAACGGAAUGCACAAUGGCCAUAGUACUCAUACCUCGAAUGGGUAUAUUUCAAAUGGUCACGCUUUAAAUGGAAACGCCACCACCAUUAAACAAGCCAAAAGUAAUUAGCGAAUUAGGGUUUCUAUUUGUAUACUAGUUAUUAUCGAAUAUAAUAAAUUGAAAUGGUCGGUCCAGAGCCGGAUAUGGUUUUGGGCGUUUCUUUGCUCAACUACGGAGCUGUGAUAGUUUAUUCGGUUGGAAUAAUAAAGAACUCGGAAGUUCGUCCGAGUACGCAGCUUUAAAGGUAUUAUAUGAGGCUCUUGCAACAUAGGAAUACGACAAAAUAAUAAUAUUUGAAGUCAUAAAAUUAAUUAGAUAUUAGGGUAAGAGGUGUGAUAAUAGAAGUUAAGACCAAAAUAUUUCGGUUAAUAUUAUUGUUUUUCUUACUUUUUUGAAAUUAAGGUUAAUGACUAUUUUAAUAAUAUGAUGUUUUUAACAGAGGCAUAGUUUUGUGAGGGUGCAACUAUUUAGUAAUGCCACCUCAGAAUUCAGGGAGAAGUCCAUGUAUUUUUAAUCCGUUAUAAAUCUAGAAAAGCUUGGGUUUUAUAAAGAAAUAAUUUGGUCAACUAUUAUCUAUAUACACAUUUGACAAACUCAAGUCUUACGUGUGGAAGUUACGUAUUCUCUUGGAAAAUAAACUUACUCUAUUCUUACCAUAUUAAUAGUCUAAUGCAUAAUUCAUUUAAGUUUAAUGUUCAGUCACAAAAUACCGUCAAGAAAAUUUUAAGAAAAUUUAAGUCAAAAGCAAUUGGUCGUGAUAAUUUAAACUUAAAGCUUAUAUUGCUCUGUUGUCCAUUUAUAAUACCACAUAUUACUCAUUUGAUAAAUUCAUGCAUAAUAUGAAAUAUAUUUCCGACCAGUUGGAAACUAGCUAAUAUACUUCCAUUGCCCAAAGUAAAAAUCCAAAAGAAUUUAGCGACUUACGUUCAAUUUCUUCCUAUAUUAUCGAAGGUUCUAGAGAGAUGUUUUGAGCAGCAAAUUAUGUUGUUUUUAAACAGUAAUUCUAUCCUUCCUUUGAACCGGUCUGGAUUCCGUUCUAAUCAUAGCUGUGCGACCGCUCUAUGCGAUGUUACGGAUAAUAUUAUUCGAUCUUUAGAUGAAAACGAAUCCGUUGUACUAAUGAUGCUAGAUUAUAGCAAAGCUUUCGAUAUGCUUAACCACGAGCUUUUAUUGUCGAUACUUGGCUUUAUAGGAUUUUCUAAUGCUGCAAUGAAACUCGUGGAAAGCUUUAUCACACAUCGAAAGCAAAGAGUUUGUUUAAAUGACAAUUUUUCGGAAGACAUGGCUGUAGUUAUAGGAGUUCCUCAGGGCAGUGUUCUUGGUCCUCUUCUUUUUUUGAUUUAUACGUGCGUUUUGUUUAAUUAAAUGUUAUAUUAUGCUGAUAAUACUCAGUUGAUGUUAACUUUUGAUUGGUCAAAUCCGGGCAAUGCUGGUGACUGUUUAAGUGACUUGUCAGGUCUAUAUAACUUAUCUAUAAAACAUGGCUUACAGUUAAACUCUAAGAAAUCUGUUGCGAUGUUAUUUACCAAAAAAAAUUUAAGGCAGCACCUAUUGAAAAAUUGAAAGAUACAAAUUAAUAACGAGCCUAUCGUAUUUCAAGAUAUUUGCAAAAAUCUCGGUUUGUACAUUGAUGUAGGAUUAAGAUUUUCAUAUUAUGUGACAUCAAAAUUGCAGAAAACUUAUUCAGUGUUAUAUACUUUAUAUCCGCAGCGCCAUGAGUUAAAUGUGGAUAAUGUGCGACUCUCUCAUUCUUUCUCAUUUUAACUUUUGUAAUACUAUGUAUGGCCCUUGUUUACGACAGAGAUAAAAAGCGUAUACAAAAGUUACAAAAUAUACGUAUAAGGUUUAUUUUUGGUAUUCGCAGGCCAUAUGGAGUGUCGCACAAGUUAAAAGAUAUAAAAAAAAGUAUAAAGUGGCUUAAUAUGUCAUCGAGGAAAAAACUACAUUAUGUGGUAUUUUGCUACAAUAUUCUUAAGAUGAGGUGCCCCCAAUAUCUUUUGGAUAGGGUGGUAUUUAGAGCUGAUAUUCAUAAUCAGGCUAAUGUCAGAAAUAGACGGCGGCGGCGUUUAGAUAUUCCACGACAUCGAAAAGAAAUUUUUAAACGAUCAUUUUCUUAUAAUAUUGCAUCUGUAGUAAACAAAUAUAUUACUGAUCUUUCGCUAACGACAAACGGCUUUGGAAAAUGCAUGAAAUCUAAGCUCCAGAAUAUUAUUUAAAAACAGAGAAAUGCAUUUAAAAAAAUGAAUUUUGGAUUUGUUAUAGGUUUUUAUUUUUGUAUAUUCUCUUUUUCAUUUUAUUUAUGUAAAAAUGUUUUAAAUGUGUUGCCUCGAUUUUUGUGCACUAUUUAUUUAUUUUUCUUUGGGUACUUACUAUUAGAUACUUUUUUUGGAUGAACUAUUCUACUUUAUAGGCUACAACAGCCCUCAACUACGUUGAAAAGCUGAAAUUAUGCCUUUUAAUCCGCAUCUUGUCUGUCAUUUUUUGUUACAAUCAUGUUUUUGUACAGCUUUGUAAACAUAUGUAUAUGUGGAUUAAUAAACGGUAUUAUUAUUAUUAUUCACAGGUAAAAAAGAUUUAGCCACUCGUGUAUAUACAGGGUGUCCCAAAAGUCAACGAUAAGCCAAAAAGAACAAUAGACCAGGUGCUCAGAGAUUUAAAAAAAAUACUAAAAAAAAUCUAUCUUGAGUACUUUUAAAAUUAUAGACAUUCAUAGAAAAACCGAAAAAAAUUGACAACCCCUGUUGAUCUUUUUAGUAGUGCGGCCACAAAUUUUUGAAUUUCUUAACAAUUUUUAUUUUAAUGUAACCCUGAAUAACCCGCGAUAAAUUACAAAACUUAAUUCAAACAAAACUGUUUACAUUUUUACGAAAUUAUCAGAUUUUUGCGCUUGUGUUGAAAAUUGUGUCUUUUGACCAUUAUUUUCCAAAUUUAACUAACUGUUCUGGAAAAGAAAAUUACUUCACUCUUUGGGAAGUGAUUCUAAAAGUUGGCGUAUCUAAUCUAGAUUUCAAAAUGGUAAGACACUUGCUAUAUUAUUGCUUCAAUAGGUGUGUAUUUUUAUUUUUUUUAGUACAUAGUCAAAUGUACGCCGCUGCUCUAAGCUAAGUUAAUUUUAUAGUCAAAAUAAGUAAUGGAACAAAAUCAAAGUAAAUAAAACAAAACUUUAUUAGAAUAACAACAAAUGCUCCAAUUGUUUGCUCUCAUUCCUAAUACACAUUCUAAUCCUUUUUAGAAAAGAUCGCGUUAUUAAUCGGGCAAAUCUUCCAUUGUUGAUCUGUUCAGCGGCUGCCUGUAUUUUUUGGCGCAGAUCAGCUACCUCUUCAGGAUUGUUGUAGACUUUGUCUUUUAUUGCUCCCUAAUAAAAGAAAUCCAAAUGAUUUAAAUCGGGUGAACGUGGCGGCCACGCGAUUGUUCCACCCCGCCCUAUCCACCUGUUCGGAUAUUCUCUGUCCAGAAAUUCCCUUACUAGACGAGCAUAGUGGGCCGGGUAGCCGUCUUGUUGAAACCACGUGUUUCGGUAAAUAUCAAGUGGCACAUCUUCUAGUAAGUCUGGUAAAUGAUUUUCCAAGAAAUCUAGGUAAACUUCGGCGUUCAGAUUUUCCGGCAACUCAAAUGGUCCAAUAACUCUACCAUUAAGUAUUCCUGUCCACAUGUUUACUUUAAACUGGUAUUGUGACCGGUCCUCUCGCUGUAAAUGUGGAUUUUUCACAUGCCACUCAAGUAAGUUGUGGAGAUUUAUGUAUCCAUCCUUCUUAAAAGUCGAUUCAUCGGACCAUAAAAUUCUUUUCAAGAAUCGCGGAGUUUCUCUAUGUCUUUGCAACAUUAUUUGACAAAAUUCAAGUCUUGCCGGGUACUCUCGAGGUAAUAAACUUUGUACUCGUUGUACGUGGUACGGAUGUAACUGGUUUCUUUUCAAUAUUCGAUGUGCCGAACUUUUAGACACGCCUGUCCUGGUUCCUAUUCCACGUACUGAGAUAGUCGGAUUUCGUGCAAUUUGUAAGACUUCGGCUUCGUAGGGCAAGCGCGGUCUGCCUGCAGCACCCAUUUGAUUUGGAAAUCGGCCCUCUAGAAGUAAUUAAUGCACAUUUAGAAAUACUCUGUAAUCUGGAUAACGCUCUUCAUUUGGGUACCUUUGACCAUACAGUCUAGAGGCAGUAUUAGCAUUUCAUCGACAUUCUCCAUAGAUGAGAUGCAUGUUAGCAUAUUCCCGAGCAGUAUAACGAUCUGGCAUCGUUUCGUUUACUAAUUACACAAUCACACAGGUAUCGAUAGUCCAGAAAAGAGCCAAAAUCCAAAUCAAGUCCAAUAAGCCAAGAGUAGCGGCGUACAUUUGAUUAUGUACUAAAAAACCUAAAAAUUCACACCUAUUCAAGCAAUAAGUACCUUACCAUUUUGAAAUCUAGAUUAGAUACGCCAACUUUUGAAAUCACUUGCCAAGCAGUCAGGUAAUUUUCUUUUCCAGGACAGUUAGUUAAAUUUGGAAAAUGAUGGUCAAAAGACACAAUUUUCAACACAAGUUGCGCAAAAUACUGAUAAUUUCUUAAAAAUGUGAUCAGUUGUGUUUGAAUUUAGUUCUGUAAUUGAUCGAAAGGUUAUUUAGGUUUACUUUAAAAAAAAUUGUUAAGAAAUUCGAAAAUUUGUAGCCACAGUACUAAAAAAGUCAACAGGGGGUGUCAAUUUUUUUCAAUCAAUCAAUUUUUAGGUUUUUCUAUGAAUGCCUAAAAUUUUAAAAGUACUCAAGAUAGAUUUUUUUUAGUAUUUUUUUUAAAUCCUUGAGCACCUGGUCUAUUGCCCUUUAUCGGCUUAUCGUUGACUUUUGGGACACCCUGUAGAUAAACGACAGAACUAGUAGAAAACACAUAAAUAAUUCGAUGGAUUUUAAGCCUAACAUACAUAUUAUAUAUUUCACUGUUUGUACCUAAACAGUAUCGUCCUUUUGUUGAUGAAUAUGUUUUACACAUAAUAAACUUUAGUAUUGAGAUGAAAUAUUUUCCUGCUGCAUGGAAAACAUCAAUUGACAAACUAUUACCAGAAAUCAAAAAUCCUAAUACUCUUUUUCUCUUCUGGCGCCUGCAAAUUCUGUCAGGAUUUUGGUCUCUUAUUCGAUAUAAACUCAUUUCUAUCAAGCACUUUACCCCUUUCUUUAUUAAGCACUUUACCCUUUCUUGUUUUAUUAUUUCAGUCCAAAGUCGCCUACUUUGCUUAGAAUAAUCUCUGCCUUAUCUGAUCUGACUAUCAGUGUGAAUAGGUUCAGCUAAUCACUAACUAAGGGUAAGAAAGGACUCUAAGGGAAAUCAGAGGAGGAAGAGUAACAACUACAGUCGGGGUUUCAAAAUCUUUUCAAUCAAUUGUUUCAUUAUUCAUUUAAUUUCCAAUAAAAUUAUUUUUGAGAUCUUUUAUUAAUCCAACGAUGAAAAGUUUAAUUUUUCUGCCAUUUUGAAGGUUUUUCUAGUGUGAUCUUCUGACCCAUCUUAGUAUUUAUUGCACAUAUCGCAUUGUCCUUUAAUAUGAUGAUGUUUCUAAAGCGUACAAUUCUAGUGGGGUUUCUAUUAUAGUCUAUCAUGAAUAAUAAUAAUACAUUUAUUUCCAAACAUACAAAUUUUAAAUACAAAAUACUUAUUCUACUUUACGUACAAGUACAAGGAAGAAAUAAACGAUUAGUACCGAAGCUGCUCUAUUUAGAAGCUUGUUGGAACUUUUUCUUUAGAGAUAUAUAUAGUAUCAAUUUUUGAAUGAUGGUUAAUUCCUGUAAGUGGGAAUCCCGGACACCCCCCACCAUCAUCAAUCCAUAUGUCAAAUGAGAUUGAACCAAGGAAUAGUAUUUUAUGGACGGUGAUGCAGUAAUGAUUGACUAAUUUCUAAAGCACCUAUUUGGGGAAAAUUUCUGGUGUAAGAAGUAAAACUAAUAUAUUUUGUUUUUUGCCCAUUUAAUGUUAGUUUGCUUUUCCUAAACCAAUCUGCAAUUAAUUGAAAAUCAUUUUCAGCUGUUUGUUUUAGGGCUUGCCAGGUCUCUCCUGUGUAGACAACAAUUGUGUCGUCGGCGAAACUUAUGAUUCUUCCCACAGUUCUUAUAGAAAAAAGACUAUUUAUAUAUAUAAUAAAUAAAAGUGGUCCCAUUACAGUGGCUUGGGGUACUCCACAUUUAAUAUCUCUCAUUUCGCUAUAAGUGUUGUUAACUUUUACCACUUGUUUGCUACCUGUCAAAUAACUUUCGAUAAUUUUAUUGGCCGAAUGCCGCAACUUUUUAAUUUUUUUUAGAAGUAUUGAGUGGUUAACCGUGUCAAAUGCUUUUGUUAGUUCUACAAAUAUACCUAAGAUUGGUCUAUUUGCAUCCAAUGCGUCAUUUAGCUUUUCCGUUAAUUUAAUAAUGACAUCCUCGGUCACGUCUUCUCCCGAAACCCACAUUGGUUUGGGGAUAAAUAUUUACUCUUUGUUUCAAAGUCAUUUCAAUUAUCUUGGAUACAUUCGAAAUUAGGGAAACUGGUCUAAAAUUAUUUACAUCAUCCAAAGAUUCUGAUUUAUGAAGUGGUAUAACAGUGCUCAUUUUUAGAACAUCCGGAAAAACACCUGUACUAAAGCAUAAAUUUGUUAUUAGACAUAAAGGCUGUGAAAUAUAUUUGGACAUGUUUUUCGAAGUCUCUGAUUGAAGAUUGUCAUGCCCUGGUGCUUUAUUAUUUUUUAGUUGGUGUAUUGUUUUUUCAACUUCUUGCUGAUCGGUGAAAAACAAAAACAUAUACUCUUUCACACAUGGUUUUAUAUAUUUUCUAUUUACUCCCGGUACUCGUGUGUUUCAGAUAUUGUAUUUUUGUUAGUUUAUUUCUUACUCUUUUUCAAGGAAGAAGACAAAGUAUAAACUUCUUGCUUCCCUUCAAAAUUUCUAGCAUCAAAAAGCUUCCUUUUUAAGUGUGAUUGUGACUUUAACUUAUAGGUAUUUAAAACUCAUAAUUGAUGUAAUUAUUUGAUUCUUUGCUGCUAGUUUAAAACUAUUCGAUUUUUCGGACAUUGAGUGAAUGACAUUCGGACAUUGAUCGAUAUGGUCAUGGCAAUAAUACAUUUUACUAUAGUGUUUUGAAAUCUUUAUUCAGUAAUCGUUGUAGAUUAUCUUUAUCAUUAGUGGCCUACUACAAGUUGUUCUCUGAUCCUAUAAAUGUACUGUUAUUGAUGGUGAACAGUUUUUUGGUAACUAACCAUUCCAGGGUCAAUGAUUAUAUAUUUUAUGAGUUUACGGAUAUUUGCAAGUCUCGAUUUAUUAUUGAAAUUACUAUAUUAUUGAAAUUAAUUGCCUUAGAUAAUGAAUGAAUUGCCUUAGGCAGAUAAUGAAUAUCGCAUCUCAUCUAAACCUUCUUGUUCUUCACAUUUUAUCUGGAUCGUUUUACUUUUGACGAUAUAAUUUUUUAGCAACUUUAUGACUGAACUUAAAAAACUUAUUUUAUUAUUUUUUAGUUUUUUCUCCUCCUCUUAAGUAUAGGAAUGGUUAAUUAUCUUAUGAAUUUUAUUUCUUAUCCUCACACCAAAAGCCUUGAGAUGUUUAACAUUCUUCUACUUAUCACACUUCUUUUACAUAAACCUAAUUUUAUUUAUGACUUCGUAUUGACUUUUUAAUGAACCCGAUUUUGAACAGGUUUUUGAUUAUCCUUGACUAUGUACAUCACACGUGCGUGAUGAGUUUUAAAUAUUUUAAUACUGUUACGCGUUAUUGUUUACUAUUAUGGGGGAAUCAAUAUUUUCUAAUUAAAUUUAAGACCUGAAUUAUAACGGUUUUUUUUGUUACCCUUGUAUAUACCUUAGUUAAUUUUAUAUUAAUGAUUACAUUCUAAUGUACAUUUUAGUAUAGGGUUAAUUUUUAAUGUAUUUUGUACAAUU
Anthonomus grandis grandis is the source of this 9034-nucleotide messenger RNA. RefSeq names its product elongation of very long chain fatty acids protein 7-like. Gene Ontology annotation, molecular function: fatty acid elongase activity. Gene Ontology annotation, biological process: sphingolipid biosynthetic process; very long-chain fatty acid biosynthetic process; fatty acid elongation, polyunsaturated fatty acid. The record is from RefSeq and is a predicted model, not a curated record. Gene Ontology annotation, cellular component: endoplasmic reticulum membrane. The transcript is spliced from 7 exons. Lineage: Eukaryota; Metazoa; Arthropoda; Insecta; Coleoptera; Curculionidae. The coding region runs from base 272 to 1240 and encodes 322 amino acids.